Molecule: messenger RNA, 2899 nt
Organism: Spizellomyces punctatus DAOM BR117
Lineage: Eukaryota; Fungi; Chytridiomycota; Chytridiomycetes; Spizellomycetales; Spizellomycetaceae
Exons: 12
Coding region: 56-2806 (916 amino acids)
Biological process (GO): potassium ion transmembrane transport
Cellular component (GO): membrane
Molecular function (GO): potassium ion transmembrane transporter activity
Source: RefSeq, a predicted model, not a curated record
CCGAUUACUUUCGUGGUGAACUCUACCCGAGAAGUGUUGGCUGCAUCUGGCUAUCAUGUCCCAUGACGGUGUGAUAGAAGAAAUUGGAUUGUUUCCGGAAGAGGGAAGGUUGGAGGAUUUGGAGAGGGACCCGAGAUAUUCGAAUCCAACGCUCCAAAUUCCUCAUAAUUCAGCCUCUGACACCCACCUCAGUCCUCUAGAAAUGACCACGGAAGAGGAUCUUGAAUCCGGCAGUCUUGCUGUAUCCCGCAUCGGCCGAUCCACUGCAGGUCUUGAUGUUCCUUUGCCAUCAAGUAGAGAAUCCAAUCUUGAUUUGACUCAUGCUCGGCCACGCUCCCACCGGAGAAAAUCCAGCGGACCAGCCUCUAUACCACCGUCUCCAUCUUCUCAUCGGACGUCAUCUCUUAUGCUUGCAAGCAAUUCAAUAACUGCAUCAAAGCAAUCUGUGCGAUGGUCGCAGGAUCUGGAAGGCGGACAUCGGCCUGUGGAAAGCAAACAAGACAACACGCCAGACACGGAAAGUUUGAAGAAGGCCUCUGAUGAAACAGAUACUCGGCCAAUGCCUCAACCCACGGUCCUAUUGACCCAGCCUUCCAAUUUGGAAAUCGAUAUGAAAGCGUCUCAAAAGAAUAACAUAUCAUUGCUUGUGCCCGCACCCGAAAUCAUCAAAACGGCUUUGAUGUCCCCUUUACCAGAUUUUAAACCCAUCUCAUCAGCUUCAACUAGUCCUAAUCCGGUCAAUGCGCAGGGUGCCGAUCCUUUCCACAACCCGUUCAAUGAUGGCGCAACUCUAACGCAACGGAAGAAAAGAUCCGGAACACCAUUGGCUCAGGGUGGAAGACGAAUGUCGCUGGGUGCCGCGCUUUGUAUUCCACCACCGCCUCGAAUAGAUCACAACAUGAGCGCGAGAAAAGUGUUAAAGCUCAGUUUGGGUGCACUUGGUAUCAUAUACGGCGACAUUGCUGUCAGCCCGCUCUUUGUCCUUAAGACCAUUUUUUCGGGGGAGGACCAUUCCGCAAGUACGGAGCACGGCGAUGAGCACGUCCUCGGGGCUCUGUCGUUCUUGAUCUGGAUUGUCACUCUAGUGUGCUGUGUGAAGUACAUUUGGUUGAUACUGAAAGCGGACAAAAACGGGGAGGGGGGCACUUGGGCGUUAAUUUCGUUGUUGCCCACGGAAGGCGAUGAUUCGGUUUUGGCGAAAUAUCGGAAAUAUAUCUAUGUACUUGGAUUACUUGCUGCCAGUUUCAUUGUCGCUGAUGCCGUAAUAGCACCGGCAAUAACCGUACUGGCCGCUUUUGAAGGAGUCAAAGAGUACGCUAGUUCAUUUAGCGCUUGGGGGGGAGUUGGCUGCACAUGUGCCAUCCUCACACUUGUUUUCUAUGUGCAACGGUUUGGAACUUCCUCUACCCAGAAGUUUUACGGACCUAUAUUUGUCGUGUGGUUCCUCACAAUAGCGAUGAUCGGACUCUACAACAUUUCUCAAUAUCCCAAAGUUUUUGCAGCUAUCAGUCCGCAUUAUCUUGGACUGUAUAUCCAAGAUGAACCGUUGACAGGCUUUUUCUUGCUGAGUCAUGUCGUAUUAGCCAUGGCUGGAGUAGAGGCUCUGUAUGCGGAUCUGGGACACUUUUCGGCUCUUCCCAUCCGGCUGUCAUUUUUAGGUGUCGUCUAUCCUUCCAUCAUGUUGAGUUACAUAGGCCAAGCGGCAUAUGUUAUCCUACAUCCGGAAGCAGCUCGGGACCCCUUUUUCCAUUCGGUUCCAAGCGCUGUCAAAUGGCCUGUUCUAGUCAUUGCAACGAUGGCAGCCAUCUUGGCUGCCCAAGGAGCGAUCACCGGUUGCGUUACCUUGAUUGAUCAAUCCAUAUCGUUUAACGCGUUCCCAAACAUCAAAACCAAGCAUCCUAGCAUCGACAAUGGCAGCGAAGUUUACAUUCCAUUUGUCAAUUUUCUUCUUUGGAUAGGAUCCAUCUCUUUAACUUUGGCAUUCCAAAGCUCAGAAGGGCUGGCGAAUAUUGCUGGUAUCUGUAUUAGUGGAUCAAUGACAGUAACCUCCUUCCUGUACGGACUUGUCAUGUUGUACGGGUGGAAUCUUCCCCGGUGGAAAGUAGCUCUAUACGCUAUUGUGUUUUGGAGUAUAGAUCUCCUCCUUUUCGCUUCCUCUAUGCGUAAAGUUACCUCUAUGGGCUGGGUAUCGCUUCUAAUUGCCAUGUUCAUCUUUCUAUUGAUGUACACCUGGUACGUAACCACGCGCGAAGUCAACGACUGGCUCCAUGAUCGGCUGCUUGCUAUGAGCGAGCUGAGACAGCAUGUGAAGGCCAUCACUAGAACCCACGGCACCGUUGUGUUUGUCAGCAACACGGACGAGGAUGUCCCCAACGUCCUUAAUAUUUGCGCCAGAAGACUCAACAGUCUACCGAUGAAUAUCGUCUGCAUGACUGCAGUCAGUCAACCAGCUCCGUUUGUUGCAGACGAGGAAAAGACGGUCUUCCGAACCAUUGAUGCCAUGGCGGGGAUUUAUAGACUGGUCAUUUCUUACGGGUACGCUGAACGAUCUAUCAAUGUGGUCAGUGCAAUGGAGCGUGCCAAAAAGCGGGGUCUUCGAAUGGCAAAAGACGAUAAAGUUGUGUUUAUCGUCGGUAGGGAACUCAUUCAAUCCGGAGAAAAAGCACGAUGGCUGGAUCGCAUUCGGCGAGCAUUAUAUGAUACCUUGUCGAGAAACACCCAGGGAAAGAUUGACUACUAUAAUUUGCCUCAUGAUGCUACAUUGGAGAUGGCCAGCUAUAUUGUCCUUGAUCCUAAAGACUUGUGAUGUAAUUACAUGAAAAAGAAGUCACUACUUAGUAAAUAUAGUUAGUUUUGUUGUGUAGUAAACUGUGAAUAACCGAACAGCAAACGGUACCCC